Messenger RNA from Colossoma macropomum (tambaqui), 2137 nucleotides. RefSeq names its product C1GALT1-specific chaperone 1 (gene c1galt1c1). Gene Ontology annotation, molecular function: N-acetylgalactosaminide beta-1,3-galactosyltransferase activity. NCBI's taxonomy places the organism in Eukaryota, Metazoa, Chordata, Actinopteri, Characiformes, Serrasalmidae. The record is from RefSeq and is a predicted model, not a curated record. The transcript has 2 exons. Bases 256 to 1206 code for a protein of 316 amino acids.
ACGUCACGACACACCCGUGUCCAAUCAUCAAGCUUGUCGCUGUGUCUUGCCGUACUGCCCGUAUUCGAUGCACUAAUGUUAGGUCUCCAGUGCUGAUCCAUAAUAAGUUAUUAAAACCUCGCGCUAAAGCAUCACUGACGACUAAUAAGUGGAAAGCUGAUCUCAGAGCAGACAUUUCAGGAAAACCUUUUAACCGUCUAGCUGGCAGGCUAGCUGGCCUACCGUCUUCCACCGUGGAAAGUGUUGUCCAGCAAAAUGUUGUCCGAAGGCAGCUCAUUCCUGAAGGGCAUGGUUUUAGGGGGGAUCUUUUGCCUGGUGUUGUCUCUUCUUGGGACUUUUAGACCUGGAAUUCCAUCUCAGAUAGAACACCUCCACCAUCAUCUCAAACCACAUAGUAAAGAGGAGCUGCAAAAGCUAAGCGAGACACAAAUGUCUGAACUCACCGAGCAGGUGAGGGUUUAUUGCAUCAUUAUGGUCACUCCCAAGAUCCUGGUUCAUUGGGCAGCUGCCAACGAUACGUGGAGCAAACACUGUGAUAAGUCUGUUUUCUACAGCUCAGAAUCCGCCAAAGCUCUGGAAGCAGUAGACCUGCAGGAACAGGAUGAGUGGGCAAGGCUACGCAAAGCCAUCAAGCAUGCAUUUGAGAAUGCAGGGGGACUCCGCUGGUUCUUUGUGGCACGACCCACCACUUUUGCCAUCAUUGAGAACCUUAAAUAUCUGGUUCUGGUUAAAGAAUCCAGUGAGCCCUUUUACAUUGGCCACGUGCAGAAGUCUGGGGAACUGGAGUAUGUGGAGUAUGAAAGUGGUAUUGUACUCAGCUAUGAGGCUAUGAGAAGACUUGUGGACAUGUUCAAUGAUGAGGGCAAAUGCCCAGAGCGAUCAAAUGCCUUGUGGAAGCUGAGCGAGGAGAAGCAGCUUGCCACGUGUCUGAAGUACAGUGGAGUGUUUGCUGAAAAUGGAGAGGAUGCUCAGGGCAAAGAACUGUUCAACAAAAAGUCUGUGAGCUCCCUAAUUUCUGACAGUGUGGCCCAAAACCCCAGUGAUGUUGUGGAGGCCUGUUGCUCUGACAUGGCCAUCACAUUCAGUGGGAUGUCCCCUAGCCAGAUGCAAGUCAUGAUGUUUGGAGUUUACAGGCUGAGGCCAUAUGGACACAACUUUCAUGACUCCUUGACAUUUUUACCUCCAAAAGGAUCAGACAAUGACUAAUGUCAAUCAGCAAGACUACUGAUGCACCAUGGGGUGCACAUAAAAAUUUUGUACAUUGCUCUUAGUGAGCAUUAUUUAACUUAUAAUUCAAGGCACCGUUGAACAUGCUGUGAUGUACCUUAUGACAAAAUGUGCUGUAUUCAAAAGUGAGUGCAUUAAGGUUUACUUGGGGAAAUAUAUUUCUCAGUUUAAAAUGGUGAAAUGUUUCUAUACUUUUUUCCUUUCAAAUUUAUUUUAAGGGUCUGCAGGGGAUUAACCUGAUCACACUACUUAAAACACAGGAACCAAGACUUUAUUUAGAACCAUGUUACACACUAUAUUUGAGUUACUGGAAAGGAACACUCAGUCUCUAAAUUAUGACCACCUUGAGGCCUGUUCAUGUAGAAGUAUUAUACAGUAAAUUAUAAUGAAGAAAUGAAGCACUAUGCACUGUUAUAGCAAGUGAUUUGUAACUGCAUACCACUGCUGACUUAUGACUGUUGUCCAAAACCUUCAGAAUCAGACAUCUAACAGAUAUUUAAAUAUAUAUGUUUAUAAAAUAUGCAACAACAAAAAUAUGUAUGUUUUAAAUUCUCUGAUUCUCAUGUUUUAAAAGGUCUGAUAUUGCAGUGGUAACCUGAUAAUGGGUUUUAAGUAAGAGUUUUAUACUUCUUUCUACAUUUUUUUCCUUGCAGGGGGACUUGGAAACUGUAAACUUUACACUGGUACACAUGAUUAAGCUAUGUUUUCUUUUUAUACAAAUACAGGUAAUACGCUUUGCGUUGAACGAAAGUAAAAUAGACGGGAACCGAAUUAGUACCACGUUGGUGUUAUUUGAAAAAUAGAUGCAUUUGAUUAGAGGUAUCUGUUUAUCUAUAAAUGUGAUUCAUUUUUAUAUGAACUGUUGUAUGGGUGUUAAUACAUGAUUCAAAUAAAACAAAUUAAAUUGGGA